Molecule: messenger RNA, 5529 nt
Organism: Fukomys damarensis (Damara mole-rat)
Lineage: Eukaryota; Metazoa; Chordata; Mammalia; Rodentia; Bathyergidae
Gene: Anapc7
Product: anaphase promoting complex subunit 7
Exons: 12
Coding region: 130-1851 (573 amino acids)
Biological process (GO): cell division
Molecular function (GO): protein binding
Source: RefSeq, a predicted model, not a curated record
UUGGGGGCGGUGCCACGUGUGGACCCCACGGACCCCGGCGACACCGCCAUGUUGAAUCUUUCCUAAAGGGUUUUGUACUGGCUUUUCGCGCUUCUGCGGCCGUCGCUCCGCGCGGUGUUGCCGGACAGGAUGAAUGUGAUAGACCAUGUGCGGGACAUGGCAGCCGCGGGGCUGCACUCCAACGUGCGGCUUCUCAGCAGCUUGUUACUGACAAUGAGUAAUAAUAACCCGGGUAUGCUUUCUUUGUUUUCUAGUGAGUUGUUCUCCCCAUCUCAGAAGUACCAGCUUUUGGUAUAUCAUGCAGAUUCUCUCUUUCAUGAUAAGGAAUAUCGGAAUGCUGUGAGUAAGUAUAUCAUGGCUUUACAGCAGAAGAAAGCCCUAAGUAAAACUUCAAAAGUGAGACCUUCAACUGGAAAUUCUGCAUCGACUCCACAAAGUCAGUGUCUUCCAUCUGAAAUUGAAGUGAAGUACAAAAUGUCUGAAUGUUACACAAUGUUAAAACAAGAUAAAGAUGCCAUUGCUAUACUUGAUGGGAUCCCCUCAAGACAGAGAACUCCCAAAAUAAACAUGAUGCUGGCAAACCUAUAUAAGAAGGCUGGUCAGGAGCGCCCAUCAGUCACCAGCUACAAGGAAGUAUUGAGGCAGUGCCCGCUAGCCCUGGAUGCCAUUCUAGGUUUGUUGUCCCUUUCUGUAAAAGGUGCAGAGGUGGCAUCAAUGACAAUGAACGUGAUCCAGACCGUGCCUAACUUGGACUGGCUCUCUGUGUGGAUCAAGGCAUAUGCUUUUGUGCACACUGGUGACAACUCAAGGGCAAUCAACACCAUCUGUUCACUAGAGAAAAAGUCCCUGUUGCGAGAUAAUGUGGACUUGCUGGGAAGCUUAGCAGAUCUGUACUUCAGAGCUGGAGACAACAAGAACUCUGUCCUCAAGUUUGAGCAGGCUCAGAUGCUGGACCCUUAUCUAAUAAAAGGAAUGGAUGUGUAUGGCUACCUCCUGGCACGAGAAGGGCGGCUGGAGGAUGUGGAGAACCUCGGCUGCCGCCUCUUCAAUAUUUCUGAUCAACAUGCAGAGCCCUGGGUGGUCUCUGGGUGUCAUAGCUUCUAUAGCAAACGCUACUCCCGGGCCCUCUACUUAGGAGCCAAAGCCAUUCAGCUGAACAGUAACAGUGUUCAAGCCUUGCUACUGAAAGGAGCAGCACUUAGGAACAUGGGCAGAGUCCAAGAAGCAAUAAUCCAUUUUCGAGAGGCCAUAAGGCUUGCUCCUUGUCGCUUAGAUUGUUAUGAAGGUCUCAUCGAGUGUUACUUAGCAUCUAAUAGUAUCCGAGAAGCAAUGGUAAUGGCAAACAAUGUUUACAAAACUCUAGGUGCCAAUGCACAGACUCUUACCCUUCUAGCCACUGUUUGUCUGGAAGACCCAGUCACACAAGAAAAAGCCAAAACUCUGUUAGAUAAAGCCCUGACCCAGAGGCCGGACUACAUUAAGGCUGUGGUGAAAAAAGCAGAACUACUUAGUAGAGAACAGAAAUAUGAAGAUGGAAUUGCUUUGCUGAGGAACGCACUGGCUAACCAGAGUGACUGCAUCCUGCACCGCAUCCUGGGAGAUUUCCUCGUAGCUGUCAAUGAGUAUCAGGAAGCAAUGGACCAAUAUAGUAUAGCACUAAGUUUGGACCCCAAUGACCAGAAGUCUCUAGAGGGGAUGCAGAAGAUGGAAAAGGAGGAGAGUCCCACAGAUGCCACUCAGGAGGAGGAUGUGGACGACAUGGAAGGGAGUGGGGAAGAAGGGGACCUGGAGGGCAGCGACAGUGAGGCGGCCCAGUGGGCUGACCAGGAGCAGUGGUUCGGCAUGCAGUGAGGGGCGCAGCCACCUCUCCCAGCACUUCCUGGACCAGAGCAGCCGCUUGGAGGACAGUGACUGUGUGUGAGCGUACAGCAGGGGCCCUGCCUGUCUCCGAGCUCUGGCUGGGACCUUAUGUGACCCCUGAGUGAGCCGAGCCAGCUGUCCAUGUACCUCCAUCCUCCCCUGCUUCCCAGAGAGGAGACCCCAAACCAGAAGCCUUUCGGGGCCCCAGGAAAGGGCCUUUGGUACGCCAGCUGCCACAUCUGAAAGCUCAAGGACUAGAUGGGGGUUUGUCCAUGACCUGGAUGGGUUUGAGGGAAUGGCCCACUCUCCCAAAGCGAGAGGUCUCCCCACGGGACGGAGGCUGACCUGUUCCCAGAAAUCAUCUUUCUGGGAUGCCCCCUACUGACCGGCCUCCUUCUAUGCUGGUAACAAUGCCUUAAGCCAACGAAGUUUUCCUCUCUGCCUUGCUGGCACCUUGCCUCGGUCUGGGCCAGCCUGAGAAGCAGUGAUGAGUGUGACCAGGGUACAUGGGCAGCUACUAAUAAACCGGUUUGUGCAGUCACUGUGUGUUUGGGGAGCCUUUUAGAAAUAUUUUCUGUCUUAGGAUGCAGUGUUAUGGCCCCAGAAUUGUUUGCCCUAGAUUCCCUUUCUUCUCUGAGUGUUGGGAGCCCAGGGGAUUGAGAACCUCAGCUAGCUGUGCGCUGGUUCAUCUGUUUGGUUUCGGUGGUGAAUUUCCUUGGGCUUCUAGCAGCUCAUGUGGCUGCUUGGCUUCUUCCCCAGGCCAGUCCUGGGCACCCCCUGCAGUGAGUGCUGCAAAUGUAGUAGGUGUCGGGAGACUCACUUGAAGUAAAAGGAUGUCAAAGCCAAUCCCAAGUUUUCCUUAAACAGAAUGAGUCACAGGUGCUGUAAAAUGUGAAUUUGAUGGUAAGGGAAAAUGAUGCCCAGUGAGCAGCACCUUAGGACCUUAGAACAUCCCAUAACUGUAUCUUCUGAUGGCAAAGUUACGUGAGUGUUCCCGUGUGAGGCCCAAAGCCUCUGCAGCAUUGCUCGGUCUGAGCCAGUUGUGAGAAGCCCAGCAGGUGACCAUGUCGUGCCAAGUGCAGUGUGGCUGGGAGAUUUCCCAUCGGCCGGGUUGCCUCACAGGCUUCCUCAGCUCUGCCGCAGGCCUUGCUUUGAGAGAAGGUGAAACCACUUCCCAGCCUCUGGAGGGACUCUGACCUGCAGGUCAGGAUGCAUCCCUGGCCUCCGUUUCCUCAGGUUAUCCCUCCACUCUGCUGCUGGAACCCUUGGGUCCUUGUGGCCUGUGUCCCUGAAGCUCUGGGCUGGGGUCCCCAGGCCCCUUCCUCCUUGCACAGUCUCCUGAGGACCAGGAAGCACCACCCUCCGGCUGUUCCUCAAGCAGCUACUGGGAAACCAGGCUGCCCGAGUCGUGGGUCACUGGGAUACCUGGUAUUUGUCAUCCAUCACCUCCCACCAGACCAGAGUGCCGCCAGAUACUUGGCUAUGCAGCCUGCUGGGCCUACAAUUCUGUGGGCCGAGGAAACCUUACUCUGCAGGCUGCCCUCUGAGCACCAUCCCAACUGGAGACCCCAGCAGUGGUUGCUCCUCCUGGGGGCUGGGGCUGGCAGUCCCUGAAGUCCUUUCUGCCGGGGUCCCAGCCAAGCUGGAAGGCAGACCCAGAGUCAGGGUGCUUCCUGCCUUUUGGUGUGGGCUUCCCGAUCCCCAUGCUGAGCCCAUGCUGGGCCAGGGACCUGCCCCUUAAUGACAGCUAUAGGAAGGUUUCACUCCUGCUUCUAGAUUCUUCCUCCGGAUGAGGCCAGCUUCUGCCCAGAUCUGUAAUUGUUAAACUUGAGAGCACUACUCAAGUGAUGCCACUUGCUAGCACCAAACCCUAAUUUCAAUCUAGGUUCAGGACUUGGGACACUGAGAUCUGCAGCUUCAGUCAUGCCCCAUCCUGACUUCCUGUUCUCUGCAGGUCUUUCUGGACCAGAUACUGAGAUGCCUGCAGGGUGGGCCAAAGGUCCCAGGAGCCAUAGGCCUGAUGUUGGAGGCCCCCGGCUGCUCCACCCUGCAGCCGCCUGUGGGUGGGAGGCCUCGCCUGCGGCUCCUGGCUCUCUGCCUGCGCUGGCUCAUCCGAGGCAGGCCAGGGCCUGUGUGCAGCCACUUCUCGAGCUCAGGUGGCCCUCUCUACCCGUGACCGGCCUUGGGGCUCCUGCUCAGGCCUGCCAGGCCGGGGCUGCAUUGCCCACCGAUGACAGGCAGCGAGGCCAGACUGGACACGCACAGGAAGGCUUCUGAGUGCCUCCCCACCUAUGCUAUGGGGCUGUGGGGGCCUGGGCUUGAUCCUCCACACUGCAACCGCCCCCCACCUGCCCCAGACCCCCGGUUUACACCGAGGCCGGUCCCGACUGCCCCUGGAGCUGCACACUUGUGUCCUGGCUGCUGGGAACCCGAACCUCAAGCUGCAGCUCGCACCUCACCCUGUGCUGCGUCACCAGAUGCUGCGUCCACACCAGGCCGGGACAAGGCUUCAUCUUUCAGUCGAUGACACCAGAUGACCCUUGGUGUUCUGCCAGUGGGGUAAGCACCUUUCCAUAGUUAUAAACUACUCAGAAUUUUUAUUUAAUGGUCUUUUAGGGCAUCAAACUUACUUUCUUUUAUUUGGUACCAGGGAUCGAACUCAGGUCCUUGCACUUUCAAGGAAGGCGGUGGAAGCACUAAGCUAAAUCCCCAGCCCUCAAACUUAUUUUCAAAGCCUGUUGACCCACAUGAAUUUUAUUGGUUGUAAGCGAUAUGGUACUAUUACUUCCGAGUUGCCUACUCACACAGUAACUUUCACCUGGUAACAAACGCCCCUUUCUUGGGCCACACAUUCCAUUUCUACAGCUUCAUUGAGGUGUGGCAUGCAUCCCUGUCACCUCUUCUGUCCCCAUUGUCAGAAUGGCCUCAGCCCUUGCUAGAGAUAGGGAGAAGUUGCCCAGCCUGGCCCCAAGCUUGCUUCCUCCUGCCUUAGCCUCUCAAGUGGCUGGAAUAUCGAGGUGUACACUGCCAUACCUGGCCCACCCUAACGAAGUGACCAAAGCAAAGAACCAUCUUAGGAAACUCGGGUACACACCUGGUAAGCAAGCCCCUGUACUUCACCUCUUUCCCAAGUUUGUCAGCAACAGGUGUCAAAUUUUAUACUUCACAUUUGAACGGUAUCAGAAGCCUCUAGGUUGCUGGUAUCCACAUUUUUCAGUCUGUUGACAACUCUGACAGCUGAUCUUGGCCUUCUCAAACUGACAAACUGAACAACUCUAAUCUCAGCACUUGGAAGGCUGAGGCAGGAGGAUCACCAUGAGUUCAAGGCCAGCCUGUGUACAGUGUGAGAACUGUGUACAGUGAGAACUCUUGUCUCACCCCCCCACCCCCAAAAGAGCCCAGGAGAGUCCAUACCACACGGAUAUUUUUAUCAUAGAAUAAAUUUAUUUACUGGAAACCACAUCUGUGCAACGCCUGUUGUUACCAGCACAGAAGAGGGAAAAACCGACCUUUAUUUACAGUCUAGUCAAACAUGCAUUGUGAUAAACUGACGCUUAGCAUCUGAUUAAGAUAAAUGCAUCACAAUGUUUGUAUUGCACCAACGUCUGUCUACUGCUUCAGAUUUCAUUAAAUAAGUUACAUUUAAUACAGUGCGAAAUAGCUGUCUAU